CAAAUUCUCCAUACACACAUCUCUUACACUCAAAAAAGCGGAGAAAAGUGUGAAAAUUUGUCAAAUAUUUUAAUAAACAAAAGGAAUUUAAGCAAAUCAAAUAAAUAACGUUUUGGCCGCGUGUUUACAAAAAUCGUUUGCAUGCGUCGCUUGAAGAAAUUAUCCAAGAGUCACAGUGUGACGGGAACGGGAGAAAACGAUGCGACGGCAGCGGCAACAACAACAGCGGCUGAAGCGGCCGUGUCAGACACGAAUGGAGGAGGAAACAUCGCAACGAAUACGCCAAAAGAGACUUUACUUAAUGUAGACAUCUUCAAGCAUUUUGAUAAAACUGGCCGGAGUGAAUUUUUAAAAUACCUAAAACUACAACUGCAGGAUAGUUCGGAGAGUCCAGUAUUUGAUCGGAAUGGUGUCUUUAAGCACGGCAUAUCGAAUGCCAUUUAUGAAUUACUCUGGCAAGCAUUGCGAUACAAGCUCAAGAAGGAUGUCGUGUUGCACGUGCUCACCGAUGUUGUGGCGCUUCACAAGGAGUUUCCCAGUCUCAUAUUGGACGUGGUCAACAUUCUGGACAGCGAAACUUCGUUGAUGACUGAUGGAUUGCAGGAGGAACGUCAUGGCUUUGUGCAAAUUGUUAAGGACUUGGACAAAGUGCUGCCGGAGAGUUUGUUAAAGGAGCGCCUGGAGAUUGACACGCUGCAGGAGGUGGGAAUUGUGAAGAACAAAAGCUUCUACACCAAAUUCAUCAAAGUCAAGACUAAACUAUACUACAAGCAGCGACGCUUCAAUCUCUUUCGUGAGGAAAGUGAGGGAUUUGCCAAGCUCAUUACUGAGAUGAAUCAGGACUUUGAGGAACAUACAACGCCCGAUACCAUUAUGGAUAUUAUAAAAUCUCUAAUUGGUUGCUUUAACUUGGAUCCUAAUCGAGUGCUUGACAUUAUUAUUGAAUCCUUUGAAACGCGUCCUGAUCGCUGGAAGCUCUUUAUACCACUACUCCGCAGCUAUAUGCCAACCGGAGCAAUAAUUUGUGAAGUGCUUGGCUAUAAAUUCUGUCACUUUAAGGCGGCACGAACUCCACGUUCCCUAUACCAUGUUUGUGCUCUGCUGCUAAAGCACGGCGUCAUCGAACUAAACGAUAUUUAUGUCUGGUUAACACCAAAUGAUGGCAGCAUACGUGCAGACUGGGAGCAGGAACUGGCCGAUGCCAGAGAAAUGGUGCGUAAACUGCAUGUGAUCUCCACCAAUAAGAAGGAAGAUGAUAAGGAACCACCACCGCCACCAACGACCAAGAAAUUCGAUGAGGAAAAGUACAAUACCAAUCAAAAGUUUGGACUGUGUGAGGCAUUGCUCAAGGUUGGCGACUGGGAGAAUGCUCAUAAAAUCAUUCAGAAGUUGCCGGAUCAAUCGGUUGUGGUGCAGGAACCCAUUGCACGUGCCAUUGUCGAGCUGGUGCAUCUAACAGUCGAGCAGGUCUACUACAAGAAAUGCUUUAAGGCGCCAUCCGGACGUAAACCAAGUCGUAGUCGUUUGUAUGAGGACACCAGCCUGGUGGCCAAGAUGCAAGCACGGAAUUUUAAUGAGCUGCGCAAAUAUACAUGGCCAAUGGCCAAUGUGCUCGGUCCCUCAAUGCAUUGCGAUACGGUUUUAAUGUAUAAACUAGUGCGCAUAAUGGUAAAAAUUCUACUGGAAAUGGGAGUAGACAGUUUAAAUGGUCCCCCACCCAAUACGGAGGCGGAACAGCAUUAUUAUGAUAUCAUAAGUUGCCUGGAUGCUUCAAUACUGCCAUCAUUGCUUUACCUGGAUAGCAAUUGCUCUAUGUCCGAGGAAAUUUGGGCAGUACUCAAGUUCUAUCCAUAUCAUUUGCGAUAUAGUAUGUAUGCUCGCUGGAAGAAUGACAGCUACCAGUUGCAUCCGAAUCUGAUACGACGCUGUGGCCUUGGACAACGUGACAUUAAGGCUCUAAUGAAGCGUGUCAGCAAGGAGAAUGUCAAACCAUUGGGCCGUGUGGUGGGCAAAUAUAGCCACUGCGCGCCGGGUCUGCUUUUUGAUUAUAUUCUUGUGCAGAUUCAAAUGUAUGACAAUCUAAUUGGUCCUGUUUGCGACUUGCUCAAGUAUCUGACAGCUUUGUCGUUCGACUGCCUGGGUUACUGCAUCAUUGAAUCGCUGACGAUGACGGGACGCGGUCGAUUCAAAGAUGAUGGCACCUCACUCUCACUCUGGCUACAGAGUCUUGCUUCCUUCUGUGGCACCAUUUACAAGAAGUACAGCAUUGAAAUGAGCGGCUUGCUGCAGUAUGUUGCCAAUCAGCUCAAGUCGCAAAAGAGUCUCGAUCUGCUUGUGCUGCGCGAGAUUGUCCACAAAAUGGCCGGCGUGGAGUCCUGCGAGGAGAUGACCAAUGAUCAGCUGCAGGCUCUCUGUGGUGGGGAGCAACUGCGUGGCGAGGCUGGCUACUUUAGUCAGGUGCGCAACACUAAAAAGUCCUCAAAUCGCUUAAAGGAAGCGUUAGCUAACAACGAUCUCGCCGUCACACUUUGUCUACUAAUGGCCCAGCAGAAGCAUUGCGUCAUCUAUCGCGAAACGGCCGCGCAUAGUCACUUAAAGCUGGUGGGCAGCUUGUAUGAUCAGUGCCAGGAUGCCUUGGUGCAAUUUGGCACUUUUCUGGGCUCCUCCUAUUCCGUGGAUGAGUACGUUGAACGCUUGCCAUCGAUUAUCACCAUGUUGCGUGAAUAUCACAUCAACACGGAUGUUGCGUUCUUCCUGGCCCGUCCCAUGUUCACGCAUCAGAUUAAUCAAAAGUACGAUCAAUUGCGCAAGGCAGAUCCCAAUGCCAAAAAGCUGACGACUACGCAAAAGCUGCAAAAGUAUUUGGAUGCCACGCAGUUGAUUAUGAAUCCCAUUGUCGAGUCGGUGAGACCGUUGCAUAGUGCCAAAGUUUGGGAGGACAUUAGUCCGCAGUUCCUGGUCACUUUCUGGAGCCUGAGCAUGUAUGAUUUGCAUGUGCCCAAUGAGAUUUAUCAGCGUGAGAUUGGGAAGCUCAAGCAGCUGGCACAGCAAGCAGCCGAUGGCAAGGAUUCGAAUCAGUCCAAGAAUAAAAAGGAACAGGAACGCUAUAUUGCGCUCAUGGAGAAGCUAAAUGAUGAGCGAAAGAAGCAACACGAGCAUGUGGAUAAAAUACUGCAACGUUUGCAGGAGCAAAAGGAUGGCUGGUUUUUGUUGCGCUCAGCAAAAUCGGCCAAGAAUGAUACGAUCACACAGUUCCUGCAGUUGUGCCUCUUUCCGCGCUGCACAUUCACUGCCCUGGACGCACUCUAUUGUGCCAAGUUCGUCCAGACCAUACAUAAUUUAAAGACAGCGAAUUUCUCUACGCUAUUGUGCUAUGAUCGGCUUUUUUGCGAUAUAACAUAUUCGGUCACCUCUUGCACGGAAGGUGAAGCGACACGUUAUGGACGCUUUUUGUGCGCCAUGCUGGAGACUGUGAUGCGGUGGCAUGCGGACCAGGCGGUCUUCAAUAAGGAAUGCGCCAAUUACCCCGGAUUUGUGACCAAGUUUCGCGUCAGCAAUCAAUUCUCCGAGGCCAACGAUCAUGUAGGCUAUGAGAAUUAUCGGCAUGUAUGCCAUAAGUGGCACUAUAAGAUCACCAAGGCGAUUGUGUUCUGUUUGGACUCCAAGGACUUUAUGCAAAUACGCAAUGCACUUAUCAUAUUGAUGCGCAUUCUACCCCAUUAUCCGGUGCUUUCAAAGCUUGCCCAGAUUAUUGAGCGCAAAGUGGACAAAGUGCGUGAGGAGGAGAAAACAAAACGUCCCGAUUUGUUUGCCAUUGCCUCGAGUUACAUUGGUCAGUUGAAGCAGAAGACUCCGCAUAUGUUCAAAGAGAGCGACUUCCAUCAGGUGGCUGAGCGGCCCGUUAAGGAAACAGCGCCCACACUGCCUGGCUCAGCUGUCAAGGUGCUGACCAACGAUAAGGCAACAUUGUCAACCUCUACAACAACACCUGCUCCGAUAGCGAAACCAUCAAGCGCGUCGUCCUUCUACAGCAAUGAGCAAAAAACCAACAGUAAGGAGCAGGACGUCAAAGCUGGUCAAAUCGCGAAACCUGUCAAGGUUGAAGGUACGUCCACAUCUGCGUCCGUUUCGAAGUCCGUUUCAGCGCCGUCCACCAGCGAACGUGAGAGUAAGCGGGAAACCACACAGUCGAUUGCAAGCAAUCGUAGCCUGGAUGUCAAGGAUGAGCUGCAGUCCAUCACUAAUGCCAACAACAACAACAACAGCAGCAGCAAUGGCAGCCAAACAGAACGUCGCAGUCGUGAACUGGAACGGGAACGCGAUCGUGAGAGGGAUCGAGAGCGUGAACGUGAGCGUGAGGAGCGUCACAGCUUGAGCAGCACACGUAGCUCGCAGCGAGAUAACAGUCGCAACAACAACAACAAGGAGCGCACAGAGGCGGAACAGCAGCAACGAGCCCGUGAGCGUACACAGCGUCUGGAGGAGAUCGAGGCUGCCACUCUGCGUGCCCAGAAACGUGAGAAGGCAACGCGACGAGAUGAGCGUAGUCAACAUCGACACGAUGGCGUUGAGACUGUAGAUUUGGUAGCAGGCAACACCAAUAGCAGCCAGGAUCAACGUCAUUACGAAGAAUAUGAAGGACGACAUCGGGAUCGGGAUCUCAGUUCGGUGUCCAACGAAAGCAAUGGCUCCCUGCAGCAUCGACGCAGCCACGAAACAAUUGACUAUGAAAAAGAUUCUAAACGUCGUAAAUUGGAAUCAUCGUCGAGCAGUUCAAAGAAGGUAGAGGAACUCGUUGAUAGUGUGAAGAAGGCACGAGGACUCAAAACCAAAGAGCGCAACAAAGACAAGCUGUCCGACGAGGAGCGUGAUGCCCGCAAGGACCGUAAACUGGGACGCAAGCGGGAUCGCAACGAGGAGUCUAGCAGCAGCGAUCACAAGCGCCGGCGUGAAGCACAAAACGGUGAUGACGAUUUGCGUGAACGGGACCGUCAUAGAGAGAAAUCGUCCCGUGAACGUUCUCAUGACAAAUUCGAUCGGGAACGUGGAGGCGGAAGUUCACGAGGUGACGAUCGACAGUACAGCCUCUCCAAGUCUACCCGCUCCUCAAGGAUCAACUAUUGAGCGGAUGAGGGAGUUAUAUUCCCGUUAAGUGAAGUGCAUUUGAUUUAAGAAUAAAAAAUGAAUACAAUUUUAUUAACUAUUUUAAUGUAAAGCGAAACAAAUUUUGAAAAUUA
Drosophila innubila is the source of this 5237-nucleotide messenger RNA. RefSeq names its product THO complex subunit 2 (gene tho2). Gene Ontology annotation, cellular component: THO complex part of transcription export complex. Gene Ontology annotation, biological process: mRNA export from nucleus; mRNA processing. The coding region runs from base 142 to 5124 and encodes 1660 amino acids. Lineage: Eukaryota; Metazoa; Arthropoda; Insecta; Diptera; Drosophilidae. Gene Ontology annotation, molecular function: mRNA binding. The record is from RefSeq and is a predicted model, not a curated record. The transcript is spliced from 16 exons.